AAAUAGAAAAUCAAUAAAAUAUAAAUAAAAAAAGAAAAUUUAAAUUAGUGUAUGAUGUGUCCCUGUUGCUUUAACAGAUUCAAAAAAUGCAAAAUUCAUAAAAAAAGCUAAUCUUCACUAGAUCUAAUAUAAUAUAGAUUCUAGGGGUAUAAUGACAAAGAUGAUUUUUCAUCUGAGUUAGUCAUUGACUAAAACACAUAUUUAUUAGGCUUACCCACAAACAAUUAAGUAUUAAGUUAAGAAUUUUAAAAUGCUCUAAAAAGUUCAAUUUAUUAUUAACUGGGUGAUUAUUUUUCUGCUGCAUCUACUGCAUUUUAAUCUGUAUAAACUUAUCUCAGCUCAUCUGAUUCCUUAUUAGAUUAAACUAAUUUCUAGAAAAAAAAAGUAUUUAGUUUUUUGCUUAUUGGUAAAGAUAGGAUAUAAACCUAUUCAAAUAUUCCCACUUAUGGUAUUGUGAUGAAAGAUGAUAUUAUUGAAGCUUUUUCUCAUCAAACAGAUGAUUAGUCAAGUUAAUCCUACUUUUAAUCUUAUAACCUUACUGAUAAUAGAAAUAGAAGUAAAAGUAAUAUUAUAAUAUUUGGAAGUAAAAUAGAAAAAUUUAAAGAUAAACUUCUUCUUUCAGAAUUAACAUCAAAUGAUUCUAUAUAAAAAAAUUAAGAUUAGCAAUAAUAACAAAAGUAAUAAUAUGAAAUAUCAUAUAGCUCAAUACAUGAUGACACAGAAAACUAUUUAUCUACUUAUUUCACAUAAUUUAAUGGCAUGAUUUAAGAAAGCUACAACCCUUCUGGAUAUGUAUUAAAACUUUAAAAAUGA
Messenger RNA from Tetrahymena thermophila SB210, 813 nucleotides. RefSeq lists its product as hypothetical. The record is from RefSeq and is a predicted model, not a curated record. The transcript has 3 exons. NCBI's taxonomy places the organism in Eukaryota, Ciliophora, Oligohymenophorea, Hymenostomatida, Tetrahymenidae.